AAAAAGCGUACCUUAAACAUAUGUUGAGAAAGUUGUUUGACACACAUUGUUUAUUAUACUUGGUUUAAAAGCGAGAAAGCGUCAGGUAUUUAUAAAUUGUUACCUAGUUAGACUGGUCAAGAUGAAAAAGCUCACUGCCGUCGACUUGACUAAACUUGUCAAAGAUUUUAUCCAACUGGAGCGUGUAAGGCUUAUAAAUGUGUAUUUAAGAUAUUAAAAUAAGCCUCGCGAAGAGUUAGGCGUUAUACAUGCCCAGUGAGUUUGCUAAUGUUCUGAGGUAAACUUUUUUUUUUGCAUGAUUAAGACAAUCACGGAGAUGAAAGGGGAAAAUAAUACUCUUGAAAUACAGCUGGACGAGACUAACAGACUUCUAAAAAUCGCACAGAACAAGGAGAAACAGUUAAUUGAAGAGAGAGAUGGACUUUUGGAAACUGUCAAAAGUCUACAACAAACCUUACAUCAACAGUGCGACCUCAGAGUUGAAAAUGAAAGGCUAAAAAAGGCAGCUGUUCAGAUGAAGAAAGAAAACGAAGCUCAAUCAAAGGAAAGCGAUGCUCGUCUUCAGAGGAUGGCAGCUGAAACGAAAGCCCUACAAGAUCAACACCAGAGGGAGUUAGAAGACUGUGAUAAAGAAACCAAAAGGCAACUGGACGCUAAAGAUACUGACCUGAAAGUGGCUCAUGAGAGAAACGAAUGUGCUUUGGAGGAGUUAAGGAGGCAGAUGAGAGAGAAGGAAAAAGAAAUGCAAAGCCAAAUCAUUAAACUUCAAAUGGAGUUUGGUGCUAAGCUUGCAAGGGCCCAGAGCAUAUCCACAAAGACUCAGCUGCAGACACCAGCAUCUGCUCCUCAUCCACAGAAUAUCUUUAAAAGGAAGCUCCAGUUCAUUCAGGAGGAGAAAAACAAAGAGAUUGAGGCUCUGCGUCAGAGGGUGAGAGAGCUGGAACAACAGAGCCUUCAUGGAUUCAUGGACUCUCGCCUGAAGAGGAGAAAAAACUGAGACUCGUUUUGACCUGAUACUUCUAGGUGACGAUGCUAUCCGCCAUGUUGUAUAAGAGAAUAUAAACAGAUGUUAUACACCAAAGAAAACAUCAGCC
Molecule: messenger RNA, 1094 nt
Organism: Puntigrus tetrazona (Sumatra barb)
Lineage: Eukaryota; Metazoa; Chordata; Actinopteri; Cypriniformes; Cyprinidae
Product: coiled-coil domain-containing protein 152-like
Exons: 8
Coding region: 296-997 (233 amino acids)
Source: RefSeq, a predicted model, not a curated record